Molecule: messenger RNA, 1450 nt
Organism: Branchiostoma floridae (Florida lancelet)
Lineage: Eukaryota; Metazoa; Chordata; Leptocardii; Amphioxiformes; Branchiostomatidae
Product: lisH domain-containing protein C1711.05-like
Exons: 12
Coding region: 227-1090 (287 amino acids)
Source: RefSeq, a predicted model, not a curated record
AAACGAAUUCAUUUCAUCUCUCAAAGCCAUAAGUAGAAUAUUCGUGUAAAUAGGAAAAACAGGGACAUCCCCAUAUCGUAUGUUAGAAUGGAAUGUGCCAAAUGUACGAAUGAGGCUGUGUGACCACCUCCUGCAUCAGUUCGAGACAGAAGAGAAGUCGAGACCAGUAGUCGAGACCAAACUUCGUCAGGCAUUUACAGUGGUUUAGAGACAACUUCGAGUCAUCAUGGCUUUCCGUCACAUCCUGGUGAUUUCUGUCGUCCUUUUUGCCGUCUUCAGUAUUGAAGGACUGGCUGAAGGACGCGCUUUGACUGGUGCAUUGGAGGACGAGAGGGACAUCCGUAGUCUGGCCUCCCCGGACAAUGUCAUCCGCCAUGUCCGUGCACCUGACUCCUCCUCCGACGAAUCCUCCUCCGAAGAAAACUCCGAGGAAGAACUGCGCAGAAGGCGUUCCCCUAAAGACUCAUCCUCCUCCUCCUCCGAAGAGUCCGACUCCGAAGAAGAGUCCGACUCCGAGGAUAAAGAGCGCAGAAGGCGUUCCCCUAAAGACUCAUCCUCCUCCUCCUCCGAAGAGUCCGACUCCUCAGAAGAGUCCGACUCCGAGGAUAAAGAGCGCAGAAGGCGUUCCCCUAAAGACUCAUCCUCCUCCUCCUCCGAAGAGUCCGACUCCUCAGAAGAGUCCGACUCCGAGGAUAAAGAGCGCAGAAGGCGUUCCCCUAAAGACUCAUCCUCCUCCUCCUCCGAAGAGUCCGACUCCGAAGAAGAGUCCGACUCCGAGGAUAAAGAGCGCAGAAGGCGUUCCCCUAAAGACUCAUCCUCCUCCUCCGAAGAAGAGUCCGACUCCGAAGAAGAGUCCGACUCCGAGGAUAAAGAGCGCAGAAGGCGUUCCCCUAAAGACUCAUCCUCCUCCUCCUCCGAAGAGUCCGACUCCGAAGAAGAGUCCGACUCCGAGGAUAAAGAGGUGGCCAAAAGGGAUGUCUCCUCCAAUCGGUCCUCUAUGGAGAAUGUCAUUCGCCAUGUCCGUGGAGGAGCGUCCGACUUGGAAAGAUCCCGCCGCUUUAAGUCCCGCUCCAAGUCCCGCAGCGAGUAAAAGGAGUGAUGCAGCUACGCAUGCUCAUGCAGCAAGAGCCGCCAUCUUCCCUGCCUCCGUGCUAACACUGCAUCACGUGACAAGCCUCAUCAUCCAAUCACCGCCCUUCUUGUAGAACAUGAAUAACAACCAGCCAGUACAUUUCGUCCAUAACUCUUCAUUGUAAUUUCAAACUUGAAGCUUUAAUUUCCGUUAGCAAUGUGAUACUUACAGACAUGUAACGUUACAGUUCUUCUGUUUGUGUUUGUAUACGCGCCAUCACCUUCUGCGACUUAGCUCACAGCUUCACAGUUUGGUAUGUUUUGGAAUGUCGCUUGGAUAAUGUUGACUUGCAGUUAAUAAACCCAGAUGUGCGGCCGA